AUGACCUUUUACAUGCCAAAUGUACUAAAGUACUCCAACCCACAACACCCUCCUAUUACCACACCAACAAAUAAUGUCAAUUCUCAACCCAUACCCUUCUCGAAACCAAUUGGGCUCUUUCCGCCUAUUGGAGGAAUCCCGGUUUCUGACUACAACUCCAUCCCAAGUCAAUCUUUUGGCUUACAUGGGAUAAGUUUUUCAGCUUCCACUAUUCUUCAAGAAGAAUUGGAGUUUGGCAUGGUUUAUGUUAUUGACGUUGACUUGUUAGAGAAAACAAAUCUUUACGGGAUGACUUUACUUGGAAAAGCCAAAGGAAUGUAUAUUGGCAGCAAGGAAAGCCAAAUGAUGGCAAUGACGAUAAGCUUUGCUGACAAUGAUUAUAAAGAUGGAUUAAGGUUUUUUGGAUUGCAUCAAGCGGAUAUAGAUUCUGAGUCUCAUGUCGCGAUCAUUGGUGGCACAGGGAUAUAUGAAGGUGCCAAUGGAUACGCGACUAUAAAGGCUGUUAAGUUAAGCUCAAAACUUGUAAAAGAAGGAGAAUCAAAUAGUUUUCUUUUGAUAGAUGUUUACUUAGGUUGA
Erigeron canadensis is the source of this 576-nucleotide messenger RNA. Its product is annotated as dirigent protein 16-like. The transcript has a single exon. NCBI's taxonomy places the organism in Eukaryota, Viridiplantae, Streptophyta, Magnoliopsida, Asterales, Asteraceae. The record is from RefSeq and is a predicted model, not a curated record. Bases 1 to 576 code for a protein of 191 amino acids.